This is a messenger RNA of Myotis daubentonii (Daubenton's bat), 1309 nucleotides long. Its product is annotated as kallikrein-7-like. Gene Ontology annotation, cellular component: secretory granule. Gene Ontology annotation, biological process: positive regulation of antibacterial peptide production; proteolysis. NCBI's taxonomy places the organism in Eukaryota, Metazoa, Chordata, Mammalia, Chiroptera, Vespertilionidae. The record is from RefSeq and is a predicted model, not a curated record. Gene Ontology annotation, molecular function: serine-type endopeptidase activity.
AUAAGGUCUAGGCCACCCCUGAGAGGGGCUGAGGGCAAGAAAAGUGGCCACAGAGGAGGACCCAGGGCACAGUCCAUCCUUGACUCCUGCUCCUGCCCCUCAAGGCUAGUUCCUGGUCACACCCUUCGUAGAUGCCGCCAGGGAGCUGGGACGUGCUGGAGCCAAAGCCCUGACCUGGCCUCAGGAAUGAGGGUGGAGGUAGAGUGCGGGCAUAUGGGUUUAGCAGCCUCCGGGUGCCAGAUAAGAGCAAAUGCAGGUAAGGUGACCCCAGAGCUGGGUUCGCUGAACUCCAGGACCCUGAGAGUUGGAGAGGGGCGGGUGGCUAUAAGAGGGCCACUCUGCACAGGGCUGGACACAGUUGAAUCCCAACCCAGACUGAAGACCAGACCAGACCAGACCCCUGCAGCACAGACGGCCUUUCCUCUGUGGCAGCCACAGCGGCUCAGACAGGACACAUGGCAGGUCCCCUGCUCCAGCCCCUGCUGCUCCUACUGCUGUCCUUCGCCCUGGGAUCUGCUGGACAAGAAGGUCUCCAUCCAGCCCAGGAUACCGGGGAGAGGAUCAUUAAUGGAGUUUCAUGUCCACGAGGCUCCCAUCCCUGGCAGGUGGCCCUGUAUGACAACGAUGAGUUCCAUUGUGCAGGCGUGCUGCUCAACCAGCAGUGGGUGCUCACCGUCGCCCAUUGCCGCCUGAGUGAGUAUAUUGUGCAAAUGGGUAGUGAUCUUCUGGUUGAUGGAAAUGUCCAGCGGAUCUGGGCCACACAGUACUUCGUCCACCCCCGGUACAACAACAGCAAUUAUAACCAUGACAUCAUGCUGGUGAAGCUGAGCAGCCCGGCCACGCUCUCGCCCACUGUGAGCACCAUCGACCUGCCGUCCAGCUGCAAGGACCCUGGGACAAGCUGUACUGUGUCUGGCUGGGGCGUCACCACCGGGCAUGCAGCAGCAACAAAUCCAUCAGAGCUCAUGUGCUCGAAUGUCAACAUCAUCUCCUACCAGGAAUGCCAGCAGUCUUACCAGAACCUGUUGAAAAAAUACAUGCUCUGUGCAGUUCCCCCCGACGGGCUCUCAAACAGCUGCACAGGUGACUCCGGGAAUCCGCUGGUUUGCGAAGGUUCCCUGCAAGGCCUGGUGUCCUCCGGCUAUUUCCCUUGUAUCCUGCCCUUUGCGCCAGUGACAUACACCCGCCUAUGCAUGUACCGCAAAUGGGUGUAUAAAACCAUGAAAGCCAAUUCCUAAUCUCUCCAUGCUUUCAUCCUCCAUCCCUAUGCCCUGAACAGGGCCUUCCCAGAAAUAAAGACAUCCCUGAC